This is a messenger RNA of Tarenaya hassleriana, 525 nucleotides long. RefSeq lists its product as uncharacterized. Bases 42 to 254 code for a protein of 70 amino acids. Lineage: Eukaryota; Viridiplantae; Streptophyta; Magnoliopsida; Brassicales; Cleomaceae. The record is from RefSeq and is a predicted model, not a curated record. The transcript is spliced from 3 exons.
UUUUGCUCGGGGAGGCGAAUCGCAAAGAGCGGAAGAGGAAAAUGUUGAGGACUCGGCUUCUCUGGUUCACACUGGGAUUCUCCGUCACCGGAGCUUCGAUCGCUCAUCUCAUUUGGCGUGAUCUCUAUGCCGACCGAUACUCCAUCUCUUCUGAUAUGAAGGAGAAAUUCAAUGCUCUGGAAGCUAGAGUUUCAGGCCUCGAGUCUCCAACUGUUGAGAACCCUAAUUCGAACCCUACUCAGAUUGAAAAUUAGGGAUUGGAAAUCUCCCAAGCUUGGAUCGAUCCAGACUCCACUUUUCUCACAGAUUCAGAGUGAGAUUUGGCAAACCUCUCGAGACCAACCAAAGAUGAUUGGCAUUUCUCAAAUCAGAAAACUUGGAAAACUCGCCUUUUGAGUUUUUUUUUUUUUUUUUUUUUUUUUAAUACACCCAAGACAUCUUUUGUAGUGUCAUCUACUCCAAUCUGUAUGACAAGACUUGAGUUUUUUAUUUUGGCCAAUGGAGUUACAAUAAAGUUUUCUGUUU